AUGUCACUGAUCUUCAGGUUAUCCAUAUAAUAUAAUACAUUCGCUUAUCUCUUCCCAUCAAUUUUUAUUCUUUCAUCAUCGUUGUCCAUAAAUGGAUAUUAUUGAAACAAUUAAUUAGUAAUGAGGAAAAAUUCGAAAUUACAAAUCAUAAGUUUUUUACAAUUAAAUUACAAUUUGUUACGUAAAAUACGUUUUGUUGACAUUUUCUGAUCUAAACGUGCGAAAUUACAAAUAUGUCAGAUAGCAUGGAACGAGAUAAAGUUGAGAUGUUCACAUCUAAAGAAAGGGAAGAAGAAGAAGAAGAAAUGAAACGAGAACUUAUAGAUAUGAAAAUGUAUGAGACAUGGUAUACUUACAAAGAUAUGAAAGAAAUUUUAGGGUUUAUUAAUGAAUCUAAGGAUAUGGCAAAUAUGACUAAUGAUGAAAAAGAUACACAAAAGGAAUUAAUCCAAUCUACUAGUGAAUGUACCUCCGAGGUAAUGCUCAAGGCAAAUUUAGCACAAGAAUUGGAGAUACAAGAACACAAUGAUGCAACUCAGUCGAUACAUUCUUAUAAACCUAAUCAUACAUCACCAAUACAUGAAAGAACAUCUUCACAUGGAUGUAGCAAUUCUGAUCUUGCCGCUGCUAUUGCUGAUUCAAGAAACCCUAUGUACAGAGGGAAAAAAUUUGAUAGCAAAGAUACAUUUAUUAGAUUACAAGACAAUUCAAAUAUCCGAGAUAAUUAUUCUCAUAGCACGAGUAAAUAUAUUUCUUUAAAAUCAAAAAAUUCUUUACAAGAUUCAGAUAUUAUAAAUAGCGCAGAAACAAAAAUGGACACAAAUUCUGAAUGUGAUCAAAAAUUGGAUCGAUGGCAAAUUAAUCCACUUGAUUCUUGUGUUAGCGAAAACGAUGUGCCUUUGCAAGAGCCAAAUCGGCCAGUAGUUGAAGAUCGCAUGCCAUUUAGAUUAUGCAAAGAUGCACAAACACCUGAGACGCUUGAGAAGUUACUGCCUGAAUUAAACUUUUAUUUGAAACAAACAGCAGAGUUGUGGCAUAGUUGGCACCGUACUACCGAUACUAAGUUUCAAUGGGGGUCACCCAUUCAGGUGGGUCUUGCUAAAGAUAAUUUGGAUAAAAAAUUAGUAAAAGAUAUUAAGACUGAUCAGAAUCAGAUGGAAUGUACAAACAAACAUAGCAAUGAACGACCUCAUAAACGUAAAUCAACUAUGAUUCUUUCUUCUUUCUCUGAUAUAACAUAUUCUAGCAGUGAUGAGGAUGAAAAUACUAUUAAAAAAAAGAAAAUUCAGUCUCAUGAAGAUACAAACAGGGUAUUACGUUCAAAUAAAAUGGUAUGUACUGCUAGAUGCAGUGAAAAAAAUACAAAUUUAAACCAAGACAGUGAUAGCAGUCUCUUAGCAGAUAAUAUGGAAACUGAAAAUUUUAAAGCAGAAUGUAAAAAAGAAUCUAAAGAAUAUUUAUCAUCUGAAUCAAUUACCUUAUGUCCAAAAAAAGUACCUCACAAUGUUAGAAGAAGUAUUACUAAAAGGAGAGAACAUGUUAUUAAUAUGUCUUCUAGCAGUCCAUUAGCACAUAGUAGCAAUGAAAAACAAAAUGCAAUAACUUUAAUAUCUAAAAAUAAAAGUAGUAUUCUCACUGAUGAAAAAAUUCUCAUAGAAUUAGAAAAUGAUAAUGCUAACGACAAUGUUAAAACAAUGUUUGAGAGUACAGGAACUAAACCAUUACCAAAGAAAGGUUUUUCAAGUAGAAUAAACAAUGUAUAUGUUUCUUUGGAAAAACUUCAGCUUGAAAAACGAAAAAGGCAUGAAAUUGAAAAGGAAGAAGCUGAGAAAAAGGAAGCUGACCAAAAGAAAAAGAAAGAAGAAUUUUAUAAAAAACAAUUAGAAGGAAGGCAAAGAAAAGAAAAGCAAAGAGAAGAGGAGGAAAAGCAUAAAGAAGGAAAAACCAAAAAGUGGAAUACUAUAGUAGAAGUGAAAUCUUUAAAAAAAACUAACAAAGAUGAAGAAAGAUUACGGGUUUUAAAUAGACAAAUCAAGUGUACAACAUCAGUAGAGGAUAAUAUGUUGUCCGAGGACGAUAGUACUUCUGUAUCUAGAGAAAUGAAGAUAACAGAGAAUAAUCUCACAAAUAAUGUAAAUUGCCCCAUUUGUAAUAAAUCUUUUCCAAGUAAUAAAAUAGAAACACAUGCUGCUGGAUGUGAACAAUAUAUAUCUGAUAAUGAAUACGAAAAUGAUUUAUAUAUAGUGGAAAAUAAAUCAUCACCAAUAAGCAUUAACAAUACUGAAAUUCUUGAAUGUGGUGUUUGUUCAAAAUAUAAAACCACUAACGGAAUACAUUAUGAAGAUCAUGUUAAUAGUUGCUUACAAAGACAGCAUGAAGAAGAAUCGUCAAAUGAAUAUUCAAGCAAUGAAACCAGUAACAUUCCUAACUCGCCUAUUCGUUGUUUCCGACCAAUUAGUGAACAAACUCAUUCACAUAUAGAUUAUAGAAGACAAUUCUCCUCAGACAGUAAAAGACAAAUAUAUCCUAGUAGAAAAAGAAAACGUUAACAAGUACUACUGCUAUUUUUAAAACAACAAAUGUAUAUGUAUGUAUGACAUAUAUAUACAUUGAUAAAAGAAUUGAUAUUCUAUCAUGCUAUUAAUGGUACUGUUAUACCAUUCAUAUCUAUCAGAAAAAUAUGAAAAAAUAUGAAACAUACACCUCACAUUUCUUAUAAAAUACAUAACAUAUAAUUAUUUUUGCGUUUAUUGUAGCAUUCCAUUUUUUGUAAACAUUUAUAUAUAUGUGUGUAUUCUUUUAUUACAAACAUAUUUAUUACUUUGGAUCAAAACUAAGUUAAAAUAUUUUUAUUUACUUUCUGUUCAUUAUCAAAUAACAAAGUAGUGAUUAAAAUCAGAAACGUUAUUAAAACAUCAGUUUAUUUCUUUGUGGGUAAUUAAUUGUAUAGUUCGCACAGUAAAUUUAAAUAACAUGAAUUAAAGAUUCUUGUUAAAAUGCUUAAAUAAAACUGCGUUUGAUAAAAAGGAACGUAUAAGAGAUUAAAUAUAUAAUAUCAAGUUUUGUAGAUCAGUUGUAAGCAUUUAUACUGUAUAGUAAAAUGUAUUUUUUUACAAAUGAUUCUCGUUGUGAAUAAAAUAUUAUAUUAUGUC
Molecule: messenger RNA, 3152 nt
Organism: Bombus pascuorum
Lineage: Eukaryota; Metazoa; Arthropoda; Insecta; Hymenoptera; Apidae
Product: inner centromere protein A-like
Exons: 6
Coding region: 234-2549 (771 amino acids)
Source: RefSeq, a predicted model, not a curated record